CGAGCUCAACCAUCCAGUUUGACAAAUCAAUACAUUACAGCUGAUCGUACCUUUAUAUAAACGGGUGAUAGCACUCGAAGCCGUUUUGGCUUAUUUUUUUUAACAAUAUCCAAACAUAUUUGAUCGUUUUUGAUGCGCAAACCACAAUGCACAGAGUCAAAGUAAUCUUCGACCAUUUGUCUCCGUCCAGAACCGCCGCACUCGAACGCGAUUUGUCAAGGCGUGAAUGCAGCUCAGCUGCAGGCGGAGAUCCACAUGACGUUGUCGUUGUCCACGGCCGGAGGACGGCGAUUGGGAAAGCCAAAAGAGGUUCAUUUAAGGACACCACACCCGAUGAGCUGCUGAGUGCAGUGAUGGCAGCCGUCCUGGCAGAUGUGGGUUUGUCAGCCGACAAGCUCGGAGAUGUCUGUGUAGGUAAUGUGCUACAGCCCGGGGCAGGAGCGUUGAUGGCUAGAAUAGCACACUUUCUUAGUGGGUUUCCAGAUACUGUGCCUGUAUACACUGUCAACAGACAGUGUUCCUCUGGACUACAGGCCCUGUUUAACAUAGCAGGAGCCAUUCGGAGUGGGUCCAUCGACAUGGGCCUCGCCUGUGGUGUGGAGAGCAUGUCGCUGCGCUCCAUCGGUAGCCCAGGAGACGUCAGUUCCAGGCUAAUGGAAAACGAUAAGGCCAGGGACUGCAUCAUGCCAAUGGGCAUCACUUCGGAGAAUGUGGCCGAGCGAUUCGGGGUCUCUAGAGAGAAGCAGGACGCCUUCGCUCUCGCGUCUCAUCAAAAGGCGAGCAGAGCGCAGAAAAUGGGCCUCUUCGAUCAGGAAGUUGUUCCGGUCGCCACCAAGUUUGUGGACGAGGAGGGUAAAGAACGCGCCGUGACGGUUACUAAGGAUGAUGGGAUUCGGCCCGGGACAACGUUGGCAGGGCUAGCUAGGCUCCGACCGGCCUUCAAAGCUGACGGCAGCACCACAGCAGGAAACUCUAGCCAGGUGAGUGAUGGAGCAGCAGCAGUUCUGGUGGGUCGCAGGUCCGUUGUGGAGGCCUGUGGUCUCCCAGUCCUGGGGGUCCUCAGGGCCAGUGCAGUGGUGGGGGUGCCACCUGAUGUCAUGGGCAUCGGACCGGCCUAUGCCAUCCCCGCAGCACUGGAGCAGGCCGGGCUGACUGUGGCUGAUAUUGACGUGUUUGAAAUCAAUGAGGCCUUCGCCAGCCAGGCUGUGUACUGUGUGGAGAAACUGGGGAUUCCAGCGGAGAGGGUGAAUCCUAAUGGAGGUGCCAUUGCUCUCGGACAUCCGCUGGGUUGCACCGGGGCGCGUCAGGUGGUCACCUUGCUCAAUGAGCUAAAACGCCGGGGCAAACGGGCCUAUGGGGUGGUGUCCAUGUGCAUUGGGACCGGAAUGGGGGCCGCUGCUGUCUUUGAGUAUCCGGGGCCUUAGAAGAAGACCGGAGAUCACGGGUUGCUGUUGUAGUUGCUCGUAUAGUGAGCGAGAGAGCAGUUUGAUAAUGAACUUGAUGGUUAACACAACUAAAGGUUGUGGGGGGAAACUGCACCUGUGGUUCCUUUCAGUGCUGAUCACUUUAAAACUGUACUGGACCCUCUUCUAACCUCAUCCUCCUGCACAGAAGCCAGUCUACCUAAUGUGCAUUCCCUGUGGGGACCAUUAUAAGUGCCUUCAACUUUAGUGUAGUAAUUCUUUUUUUCUGGGGGGGUAUGUUUUUCUCCCUGAUUGUAUCCGGCCAAUUACCCCACUCUUUCGAGCCGUCCCGGUCGCUGCUCCACCCCCGCUGCCAAUCCGGGGAGGGCUGCAGACUACCACGUGCCUCCUCCAAUACACGUGGAGUCGCCCGCCACUUCUUUUCACCUGACAGUGAGGAGUUUCACCAGGGGGACAUAGCGCGUGGGAGGAUCACGCUAUUCCUCCCAGUUCUCCCUCCCCCCUGAACAGGUGCAGCGACCAGGAAACAUACCCACAUCACGCUUCCCACCCGCAGACACGGCCAGUUGUGUCUGUAGGGACACCCGAGUAGUAAUUCCUUUUAGUGUUGCACUGAAAUGCUUUAACAUGUGCAGAGAAAUAAGCAAGUGUACUGAGAGUAUUUUACUGAUGAUCUUUUGAGAUUGCUAGUCUGAGCACCUGUGAACCAUUCCAAAAUGUGGAUUUUGUUUUGACUGCAAAAUGAACGUGAUCUAAUUGUAGUCUGUCAGCAUGGCUGUAUGAGUUAAUGUGAAAUCUGGUAAAAGUUUGGAACCCAAAAAAUAAUAAAAAAGGAUUGAAUGGA
Messenger RNA from Lampris incognitus (smalleye Pacific opah), 2268 nucleotides. It is a transcript of the gene acaa1, whose product is annotated as acetyl-CoA acyltransferase 1. The transcript is spliced from 12 exons. The coding region runs from base 147 to 1424 and encodes 425 amino acids. Gene Ontology annotation, molecular function: acetyl-CoA C-acyltransferase activity. Gene Ontology annotation, biological process: fatty acid beta-oxidation; phenylacetate catabolic process. Lineage: Eukaryota; Metazoa; Chordata; Actinopteri; Lampriformes; Lampridae. The record is from RefSeq and is a predicted model, not a curated record. Gene Ontology annotation, cellular component: peroxisome.